Messenger RNA from Ostertagia ostertagi, 267 nucleotides. Lineage: Eukaryota; Metazoa; Nematoda; Chromadorea; Rhabditida; Trichostrongylidae. The record is from the annotation of a GenBank genome assembly.
AUGUAUCAAUGCGAUAUUUGCCAAAUGCAAUUCAGUCAAAAGAUGCAAGAACACUCAAUGACUCAUAUCAAAACAGGAAUUUAUUUCGACUGCCCGGUUGCAUUUUGCCUUAACCAAUUCAAUCACCACACGACACUGAGAUCUCAUCUGGACGAGGCCCAUAAUGUUUCUGCUAUAUCUCCAGCGUCCUGUAAACGUUGCUCAUUACUUUUUGCAAAUUCACGUCGUUUGCUUCUCCAUUACCAGACACGUCAUGAUGACAGAGAG